GGGAUGGCCCCAAAAUAGCAUUUCCCGGUGCAACGUUGGUGCAAGUGCAAGUGCACCGUUGCACCGCUCUCUACCGUUCUUUGCGAAGAAGAUCAAACCUGCCCCAUGACGUACAACACGCCCGUCACCCUCAUCAUGUUGCUAUGUCUAACUGCAUUCUCCAUUCUCGGAGUCCUGAUCAUCACACCGCCUGUUCCAUGCGCCCCUUCAACAACGUGCGGCGACGGGCGCGUGUGCCCCGCGCACUUCACCUGCUGUGAUUCGGGAUGCUGUGCCCCUCUAACCCCUCCACCGCGCCGCGACGUCGAGGACGCUCUGCGUGCCUAUGCCCGCCCUUGGUACACGCAAUGGCCGGUGCUGUUUCUGCUGGGUACGCUGGGCGGGAUUCUGAUGUGCUGCAUCUACUGCCUGUUCAUCAAGCGCAACCACCCUCGUCACGGCGUCUACAUGUGCUCAUUCGUGUGCUGCAUGCGUCGUCCUCGCUCUGCCCGCGACUCGACUGGCUCCCUCUACGCCCCGCCGCGGUACUCCCGCUGCGGAUCCUUUCACACGGCUCCACCUCCGUAUUCUGAAGUCACAGCGAAACCUGAUCUAUAUCCCCUGGUCAUCACAUGUGGAGAAGGAGAAGGGAAAUCCCCCGGCACCUACCUUAUGGUGCACUACUUCCGAAACUAUGUAAUUGGUGCAUCAGGUUCUCUCUCAGCGGCGAGUACUGCAGAAUCUCUUAACUCCAGCUUUAUAUGUAACGCAGCGAAUGAGGCAAAUUCAAUAAUACCACCUCCUUACUCUUGCGCGAGCGGGUAUGAGGAGUGCGGCAGCAACGGGAUCGGGCGGGGCUUGCUACGUUCGCUGUCCUCGCUAACGGACCGCGACGCCGCCGCGCCGCCGCCGCCACGCUCCCGCACCGCACCCGAUGCUACCCCGCGCGCGCGCCCGCCACCCGCCUUCCGCGACAACCUCAUCACCUCCCCCGUGCAGCCACUGGAUCCCGCGUUCGACCUCGAGCUGGAGCUGAUCGACUGUGAGAUGUACUGCGACGGCGGGUGUAAACCUCGGCUAGGUUCUUCCCCGCCGUCGAGGUCACCGCUGGGCGCGGACGAGGCUUGCGAGCGUGAGGCGCGUGCCCUCAGACGGCUGCUACGCGGCGAAGCAUCUCCGACUCCCGCCUGCCCCUCGCCCCCGCGCCCCACCAGCCCCACGCAGUCACGCGAAUCAACCCUGCAGCGCCCCGAACGAGCCAAGCGCACGAGAAAGUCCAGCGUUUACUUACCGCUGCACUCGGCGGGGCAGGCUAAAGGCCGGGCGCGCUCCGAACCGGCGACACCGUGCGGCGCGCUGGUGCCCAAUCUGCUGACGCUACCGCAUCGCAUGUCGUCACGUUAUAGCUCUCGCGCCUCUCGCUGCGGCGACGAGGGCGACCCGCUGUUAUUCGACGUAGAACAGGGUCGCUCUGAACAUAAAUUUUAACUCUGACACUGCUGGUACCUUCUCGGGCUCUGCCGCUGAAAUGCCUACUUAAAUAUAUGUGCUUUGAACUCCCAUAAUUGUGACCCCUCCCCUUCAGUGUUAAAAUAGAUGAAUGUUCGCAGAUUUUAAAAAGCAAAAAAAAUGUAAUACAAUCGAUGUCAAAUUCCGUGAGUGGACUUUCAGGGAACGUCCACCGCCGCCGGCCUAAUGCAAAUUAAGAAGCGAGAGAGCGGGCUCCACGUUAGUUAGUUCAGUAUGAGUAAGGUACGCGAUCCGUGAGGUCCACUUUAUUAUUGUUGUGAUUUUACUUAAUUAUAUGAUCUGUGCUCAUUAUACUAAAGAGCAAUUAUGUAAUUAAGUGGGUAGUUAGUCUAAAUCUAAAUGUUAUUCAGAACUUUUAUUGUAUUUAGCUAUAAGGGAAAUUAAGAGCUUGUUGGACCAUUGUUCACUUGCCUUC
Molecule: messenger RNA, 1924 nt
Organism: Hyposmocoma kahamanoa
Lineage: Eukaryota; Metazoa; Arthropoda; Insecta; Lepidoptera; Cosmopterigidae
Exons: 7
Coding region: 106-1467 (453 amino acids)
Cellular component (GO): cytoplasmic vesicle membrane
Source: RefSeq, a predicted model, not a curated record